Messenger RNA from Echinostoma caproni, 369 nucleotides. NCBI's taxonomy places the organism in Eukaryota, Metazoa, Platyhelminthes, Trematoda, Plagiorchiida, Echinostomatidae. The record is from the annotation of a GenBank genome assembly.
AUGUCGUCUUCCACUGGGGAUCGAACUCGGAAGGUGGCUCUCAUAACUGGAAUAACCGGACAGGAUGGUGCUUAUCUUGCUGAAUUCUUACUCUCCAAGGGAUAUGAGGUUCACGGGAUAAUACGUCGUUCUAGCUCAUUCAAUACAGGUCGCGUCAACCACAUUUAUGAGACCGAUCGUGAUUCUCAGACGCGUAGCUUCUUUCUACAUUACGGGGACAUGACGGACAGCUCUUCACUGAUUAAAGUGAUCAGUCAAGUGACACCAGAUGAGAUUUACAAUUUGGCUGCUCAGUCUCAUGUGAAGAUUUUGGCCUUUCGCAUUCUGAAUGAAAAGAGCUCCGAACUGAGUUUCGAAGGUGAACGAUAA